Leptidea sinapis is the source of this 9813-nucleotide messenger RNA. RefSeq names its product thyroid receptor-interacting protein 11-like. Gene Ontology annotation, cellular component: Golgi apparatus. The transcript is spliced from 9 exons. NCBI's taxonomy places the organism in Eukaryota, Metazoa, Arthropoda, Insecta, Lepidoptera, Pieridae. Gene Ontology annotation, molecular function: small GTPase binding. Gene Ontology annotation, biological process: endoplasmic reticulum to Golgi vesicle-mediated transport; Golgi organization. The record is from RefSeq and is a predicted model, not a curated record. Bases 118 to 4626 code for a protein of 1502 amino acids.
CGAAAUAUGAAUUUUCAAAAUAUCAAUUGCAAUGUAUUUGUUUACAUUUGUUUUUAAACAAUAAUUUUGCAACUUAAUACAGAUUGUGAUGUGUGGUUUCUAGUAUUCAGAUUUAAAAUGUCGUGGCUAAACUUAAAUGAGAGUUUGAACAGUAUAAAGGGACAGAUAACUAAUUUUGCUACAGAGGUGUUAUCUGAUGGUGUAACUCCAAGUAAUACUGAAGAAAUUUCUGGAAAUGAUAAUCAAGUGAAAGAACUAGAGGAGAAAUGCCACAGCCAAGAGCUCGAGAUUGCAGCACUGAGGAAGUUGAACGACGAGCUUCAGGCUUCGCUGCAGUCUGAGAGGCUCGCUAAGAGAAAUGGGAUUAAAGAAGAAGAUUCUAAUUGGUAUUGGGAUCCACCGCAGCAGUCUACGAGACCCAUCGAUAGUGGCACUGCAGAAAAAUACGAAACUCUUUCAGUUGAACUACAAAAUGAAUUAUCCACCUUAGACCAUGACCACGAUGGUCCGAAACCUUCUAAACAUGAGGAAGAACUGAACAGGCUACGAGAAGAGAACAAAAAUCUUACCAACAAUCUUGAAGAUCUAGAUAAUCAGCAUCAACUGGCAAUGGAAAAACUUCUGAAUCUUAAACGGGAAUUGCAGAAAAAUUUCGAGCUACUUAAACAAGAACACGAGGAGUUAAAAAAUGCAAAUGAUGACUAUGCAGCUCAAGUUAAUCAUUUACAAACAAAGCUAAGUGAGAGAGAUAAGGAAAUUGAAAGCAUUAAGUCAUCGCACGCAGAUUAUGAAACUCUUCAUCGUAAAUACCAACACUUAGAAAAAAUACACAGUUUAUUAAGAGAAAAUGCAGAAAAGUUCCAAGAAGAAAACCAAGAAUUGCACGAAGAAGUUUUUAAAUUACAAGAGCAAGUCACAAAAUUGGAACAUGAUGUUGAAAUAGCAUUAAAACAGUGUGAUAAUUUAGAUAUGGUAUCCAAAGCGAAAUAUGAAGAGGUUUUGAAUAGAUUGAAUGAUUUGGCUAGAGUUCAUAACACAGAUCAAUUUCAGUUAGACGAAAUAAAUAUUGACGAUAAUGCAAAGAGUGUUAUCGAAACGCUAAAACGUGAUAUUUCUGAUUUAAGGCACCAAUUAUCUCAGUCUAAAUCAGAAGAUUUGAUUGAUAGCAAGGUUGUUAAGUCAGAUAAAAUUAUGCAACUUUACAAUCGUUACGUUAAUUUUGAUUUACCUAUCGAUUAUGUUGGUGAAAUUCCUUCUUCUACGGACAACAUUGUAUUAUUUAAAUUGGAAAGCGUGUUCAAAACAGUAAACUCUUUUAAAAAAAAAAUAGAUGUUUUGGAGCAAAAGGUAUUGGAGAAAAAACAUACAAUAAAUCAUCUGAAGAGUCAAAUAGAGGAACUAAGUGCAGAAAAUGAAUAUUUAACGUCUGACAUUCAACAUUAUGAACAAGAUUUGGAUGAAAUGAAAAAAAAUAAUGAUUUCCUAAUAUCAGAAAUAGCAGCUUUAAAAAAUACAUCGAAAUUGGAGCCAAUAAUAGAAACACACGAAGAUAAUCUUGUAGAAUUAGAAUCAGAACUAGCUGACUGCAAUCAUAUGAAUAAAACCUUUGAAGUUGAGAUCAAAAGAGUAGAAAGCGAACUAAAUGAAGUUAAAUCCGAAAAAACAAUUUUACAAGAAAGCUUAAAUGACUUACGAAAAAAGUACACGUCAAUGCUUGAUGAAUUAGAUUCAUUUAAGCUACAAACAAAAUCAGUCGAAGAACUGGAAAGUAGUGCCAAUGCUACGUGUCAAAACCAACAAUUUAAUAAGUCACGUGAUGUUGUUGCGGACUUAAAAAAGCGUUUAAGUGUAGCAAAUUCCAAAAACGAGCAACUGUCUAUUGACUUGCAUAUAAUAGAGAAUGACAAAGUGUUAUUAACGAAAGAAGUUGAUGAUUUAAAACAUGCGCUGUCGGAAAAAUCCUCAUCGCACAAAGAAUUAGAGUCACUUAAAAUUAUUUUAGAUCAAAAAUUGAAGGACUUAGAAAUUAAAUUAGAUGAUCUAUUAAAACAUAAACAAGAGAUAGAAAAUGAAAAUUUGAGACUUGAACAGCAGGUAAAAAACUUUACCGUAGAAAUCACGAGCCAGGUCAAUCAUGAAGAUAUUCUCAAUGAAAAUGCUGAACUUGCAAGAAACUUGAAUGUACUACAAACAGAAAAUUUUGCUUAUUUGGAAAAUAUUAAUGAACUUAAUAAUGAAAUUAUCAAACUACAAGAAGAACAAAAUAAUUUAGUCAUAGCAAAUGAUACUCUGAAAGAAACUAUAGAAAAAGAAACACAGAAAUAUGCUGCGCUUGAAUCCAAAAUGCAGGCUUUCAAAAGUAAAUCCGAUAAGUUUGACGAGCUUUAUCACAAUCAAACCGUCCUCAAAGAAGAAAAUAAACAUCUGCUGGAGCAAUCGUUAAUUUUGGAAGCAGAACUAACGUCAACAAAUCGUAAAAUAGUAAGCCUCGAAGAAGAAUUUGAAAAACUAAUGAUAGAGUUAAAUGAUAAGGAUGUAUUGAUUGCUUCACUAAAUGCAUCUGUAUCUCAAUACAAAAGCCACAUUAAUGAAUUAGAGGAGAAUAUAUCUGAAUUAAAUAAAGUAAUGAUUGUUAAGAGCGAUGAAGUUAAUGCGCUGCGAUUAAAUUUACAAGAAGUAACAGAAAAGCUUAACAAAUUAAAUGCAUCGUGUUCUUUGAGCCAUGAUGAACUGAAAAGACUUCAUACUGAGAAUGAAGAAACCAGUAAGCAAAUUUUUGCAUUAAAUGAUGAAAUAAACACAAAAAAUUCUGAAAUAUCAAUUUUAUCCGAGAAAUUGAGAUCCUUACAUUCUGAACACCAAUUACAAUUAGAUGAAAAAGAGAAUUUCAUAAAAAAUCUUCAACAAUCUAUUAAAGAAAUAACCGAUACAGCUAAAAAUAAUACUCAGCAAAAUGAUGAAAUUGUGAAAAUCAUCGAAGAAAAGGAAAUGACCGAGAAAAAAAUAAUUGAACUUACAAAUAAUUUAUCAUUAUUGGAAUAUCAAUUAACGGAAUAUAAGAAUAAAUGCGAAACGUUUAACAAUAAGCGAAAAGAAUAUGAAGUAUUAAUCGAACAAUGUAACAAUGAGAAAAACAAUUUAAUAAACUUAGUAAACUUAAAACAUAACGAAAGCCUGCAAUACCAUGCUGAGAUACAGCGAUUAAAUCAAAUCGUAAUAGAGCAAGCCGAUGAAUUGAGAAAAACAAAUGAACAUAAAGAUGUAUUACAAAAAAAUGAUCAUGAAACUUGCCUAAAUUGCACCAAUUUAUUACUCUCAAUAAAAGACAAGGAUGAGACAAUAAUGUCACUGAAUCAGAACACUAGUACGCUUGAGCAUCUUAAAGUCGAGUUGAACAUUGCAAAUGAGACAAUACAAAGCUUAACCAAAAAAUGUGAAGACUUAGAUAAACAUAUGUCAUUACAUUUGGAGAGUGUUAAGAAAUUGACAGCAGAAAACGCACAGUUGUCCGAGAAAGAACGGAACUCUUCUAAGGAGCUUGAAAGGUUACGAGAACAUUUAGUGGAAACGGAAGAUAACUACACGCAGGAACUGAUGACAUGCGAACAAAAGUUGACGGAAUGUCAGAGUAGGCUGUACCAAGUUGAAGAGAGGGCAAAACAAACUAGCACAGUCUAUACCAGCAAUAGUAUUAGAGCAAAUCAAGAAGUGGAGACUCUCCGAAAUCAAAUAAAAUUGCUGGAGAAGCAGAGAGAGGACGUACAGACGCGGCUGAGUGAUGCUGAAGAUUCGAGAAACAGGAGUGAAGCAGCCCUUAUAAACCUUCAAGUUGUUUUAGAACAGUUUCAAUUAGAUAAAGAACGCGACGUAGAUGCAGCGACUGAGAAAAUAAAAAAUAAAAUGGCUGAAAUUAAACGUGAAAAUUUAAGAUUACAAGAUGAAAUAGCACACUUAAAUGCGAAAUUGGAAGAAUCUGUAGCAGGCCUUAAGGCGGCUUCUAGGCUUGGUGACCAGGUGGAAUCAAAAACAGCUCAAAUUAAUGAUUUAAAGGAGCAAGUACGUACACUACAAGUGUCAGUAGCCGCUUCAGAGGACAGGUAUUACAACGCGAUCUCCAACCAACAAGACAAAGUGGACAAGAAUCUGGUGAAGAACCUGGUCAUCAACUAUGUAGUGGCGGCUGGCCAGAACAACUUGAAUAAGACGCAAACUCUCCGGAUCCUCUCAACUGUGUUAGACUUUAACCAGAAGGAAUGUGAGAAACUGGGUUUGGUGAAGGCCGCGACAGCAGCGGACGGUCUAGCCGCCGAGUUUGUCAAGUUUCUGCAGAACGAAUCGAAACCCCGGCCGCCGCCACCUGACAUGAUGAGUCUACGAAGUACGCCGGCUUCGUCGAGGAAGAGUUCGACGAUUGGACCAAACCCAGUAUUCGAAGUCAGCCACAAGAGAAACCCGUCAACCGGUUCCAGUAACUUACUCUUCCAGAAUAUCGAUGCCGACACGUCAUCACAAAAGUCCAUGGACUCCGACACCAAAGUGAUUCCGAUUACGACGCUUGACACUGGCGUCAACCAAACGAGGAAUAACGAAGGCGCCAUUUUGAAACAUGUUUUGAAAGAUAUGUAGAGUUUUGUGGUGAUUAUGCGAUAUCUUUGAAAAAGUGCUACAUUUCUGAUAACUCACUGAAUUUUCAAUAUACAUUUCAAUAUUUCAGUCCAUAAGGUGUAAUAAGUCUGAAAUUCAGUAAAUUUGAGAUAAGUAUAAGAAAUUGUUUCAUAAAAAAUAACCCAUCAUUAUCACAGAGCAAUAAGUCGAUAAGUGAAUACAGUUAAGUUGUUACUUCCCAUAUGUCGUCAAAGUCUAGGAUAUUUUCGGACGUAGUGCGAAUGCGCUCUAACAAUUCUGUGAUCCGAAAUAAUAGCAUAUUUUCAGGACAUUAGAGUUUAUGAAAAAUUUUACAUGAUUUUCAAAUACCGCUGAAUUUCUGUGAGAUAUAUUUGUGAACAUUUCUAAUAAUAUAUCAACAGUAUUGGCAAUUUUUCGAUAUUAUUCAAGUUAAUGUUAAGGAUAUUAAACUUUUUCUAUACAUCUAAAAUUACCGUCAAUCUGUAAUUUCACCAUUAUUCUAAGUUUCGUAAUUAAAUGACGAAUUAAUCUUAUUAAGAAACGCCCGCGUCAUUAUUUGAAGGCACUACCAGCACUACUGCCUACUCUAUACAGUGCAGUGUUUUGUGUGUUAUUGAUAUGAUACUUGACAUUCCGACGUCAUGAAGUGAGUCGUUAUAUCAAACUCUAGUAUAGUGUGAAGUCACUUCUUUAUUCAAGUAUUUAACAAUUGCCAAACUCAGACAGACGCCGACGACCACUCAAAUUACAUUGUGACUGUUAUGGCCCGACUUGCAUGUUUCGUUUGCUUCCUAUAAAAAUACGACCAUGAGAGAAAAAAAUUGCUAUCAACAUACAAACUUAACAGAGCGAUUUUUGAGUCUUGGACGCUGGAAUUUGAAGACUUAUUCUCGUUGGUUAUAAUUAUUCUUACUCAAGUUUGAUUUCGAGCGCUUGACUCCACAUGGUUUAAGAAACGUAAUGCCCAAUUGAUUAAAAAAUUCGCACGAGCAUCGAAUGUUUGACAUUAGUAUAACUGAGCAAGUGGUUGUUUUAGGGUAUUUAUUGGUUUUUAUUAUUAACAUUAUUUUAUCUGACUUUAAUUAUGAAAUAUUAUUUUACGUGAAUCCACUGCUUUUACGUGAGUUUAAAUUAAUUUAAUAUUAAAUCUAUCUCUUCUAUAUCGAGCCAAGAUAAACUUAAAAUACAAAACAAAAAUAUUAUAUUGCACCGAGCCAUGAAACGUGUACAAAUUGUCAAACAAAGUCAAAUAUCAUGAAGUUGGUUACACACACAAAUAGGUAGAUAAGCGAACUUAAUAAAUCGUCUAAUAACUGCUUGCAUAUACUUAAUUGGGAAUAUUGACAUAUUUAAAAUUACUUUACAAUAGCUAAAUACGAACGCUUUUGUCUCCACCAUAAUAUGUAAACUUCGUAAUAUGGGCACCCGAGCAAAGCAAUAAUUCUGAUUCAAAUAAUUUUUAUUCAAAAUAAGAGUUAAAUCACUUAUUAAACGACAAAACAAAACUACAAAAUAUAUAAGCCGUACCUUAUAUAUUCAUUAUAUGUAAUACAGACAUGGAGGUAUGUGUAUGUAUAAAUGUAUGUAGGUAGAGAGUGACUGCACUCGCGUAAAGGCCAUAUCUUAGUUCGCUAAAAACGUUGAAAUGAAACAUCAGUGUUCGAUUGUUAAUAUGUCAGCGCUUUUAAAGGACGGCGUUUUUUUCAAGUUGUGUUAAGUAUUAAGUACAGGGCGGUCGAAUGCUGUUUUGUGGAAUAUUUUUUUGCGGUCCUUCUUUCUUUCCUUGGGUUUUAACGCCACGCUUUUUAACUCUCAACAAGUGCAAGAUGUAAAUAUGCAUUUAGUUUCUUUUCUGUAAUUCCACUGAUAUAAAUAAAGAGAACGUUAGUAUUGUAUCACUCCUGUCACUUACAUAAUUAAUCUUUCAAUACUAGUCUAUAUUAUCAUUAUCUAAGGAUCAUAAACUGACUAUACGUUUUUAAACAGUACUUUCUUAGUCGGUACAUAGGUAGACCGAUUAUAUUGUUUGACUAUUAAUAAUAUGAUGAGGUAUAGUUUAGGUAUUUUUCUUGUCUUUUAAUUUUAAAUGUUUAAUUGUUGUAGGAAUCUAUAUCACCUGCCUUGAGUGUUUUCUGUGCGAGUGCACACAUACCUUUAGAGUUCUAGAUGUCGGUUGUAUUUUUGUAAAUAUAAUUUGUGCCUUAUAUAGAUAAAACGCUACUUUGCGAUAGCGUUUCGAGACAGCUUUAUUCCAAAUAACAAUUUAGUAUGUGUAUAUUAGUUAUUUUUUGUAUUCGAUCAAAAUAUAUUUAAAGAAAUAGUUAUUCUUUGAUUGUAAAUCAAUGGUAAUUGUUUUAUUUGCAUGUUUUGUUAAACUAAUUAGUUAGAAUUGUGUUACUCUUUUUUUAUUAUUCUUUAUCCAUGGAUAGAGCAAAAUUGUAUAGGUACCAACAAAAUACCUGAUUAGGAAAUGACCAGUUCAAAUCACAAUUUUAUUGAUAUAUUCUUACACACACUCUCAUUAAUUUCCUCACGUAUUAUUUUUAUGUUGUUAUUGAGUAUUAUGUCUAGAAAUUUAAAGAGGAUAUUUGAAAUAUACAAUAUGUUAUCAAUUUUUUAUUACAAUAACUACAAAAAGAUAAAAAUAAAAUACAAAAUACUGACUAGAGUCAGAAUAGUUUAAGUGGUCGUUAAUAUUAAUUUACGAUCUCUUAAACUAUUAGGCUGACUUUAUUGGUAAAUAAAUUGGUGUUAUUUAAACUAAAAAGCAACAAGCCUACGGUAUAGGUUAUAGUAGUAGGAGUAGUAGGUUACUAUAAAAAUGAGGAGACAUGGACAUAGCUUUUGCCCUGUCUUUUCUAUCAACGGAAACAGGAGUACAUAAUAUAUAUGUUAUGAUACAGUAAAACAAAUAUUCAUUUUGGCACUAAUAUUCUGUAUAAAGGUGAGGAUUCAUUAAACUAUCGAUUCUACUUACUUGCGUGGUUUUUGCAAGCGUUGUGACCACUCACUUUCAAACUUACAACUACCCUCAAUUUUCAAUAACUUUAUUUAGUUGCAUACAAUCAAUUUAUUAUGAUCGAAAGUGUAUAAGUUUGUUUUUAAUUGUAUUAUACUGAAUCUGAUUGUUUUGAAAUGUAUUCUGAAUACAAUUUUAUCAUUAUUAUUAUAUUUUUCCAUGUAAGUAUUAUUAUUCGUAAUUGAAUAUAAUUCUUAUAUAUUUAUUAGAAUAAAUAAAAAUAUAAUGUUAACAAAUAAUAAAAUAGUUUUUAUUAGAUUCUUUACCUUUACGAAUUUCUUUUUAUUAAUAUUUAAUCUAAUUUGUACCCGAGUUUGACGUAAAGGUUAGUAUUAUGUUUGUUAGUCUUAUGUAUGUAUAUUUAUUCCUUUGUAGCGCUUGAGAUACCAAUCGCAUUGGCUGAUUUUGAUAGCUCGUGUUGCUUGACAAUCGUUGAAAACAGGCCAGGUUUAUUACUUUAGUGUGCAUGACAACUUACGUCUUACACUAGCGAUUUGUAUGUCACUUUGUGUAAGUGUGCGUGCAUUGUUCAAAAUAGAAGUAAACUGUCAACCUCAAUUUUUUUGACGUUUUCACAGCUGUCACUAGCCUAGCGGAACUAUCUAAGAAAAAAGCGAUUUACUCGAUUGUAUGAUACGUGCAGUCAUUGAUAGAUUGACAGAUGACGGCUAUAAUCUUGUAAAAAACGGAGAUAGCAGAAAUCCACUAAUCCACGUUUUAAGAAACUGUUCGCUUGCAAACUUAGCCGGAUUAUACUUGGUCGCCAUAAUAUUGUAAUGACUUCUAUGGAGGGUAGAAGGAAAUGCGUUACAUUAGGGUGGCACUAGAUUGGCAUCAGGAUAGAUCAUAAAAGAAGCGCCAAAUAUAAAAUAAUACUAAUCACUCUAGAUGCUCGUUUCCCUAUUAUAAUUCUGUAAAAUUAUAUUUUCUAAAUUAUUUUUUACAACGUAAGUUGUUGAAAUUUUCAAAAAUUCAGUACUUUAGUCGACAAUGAUAUUAGAAUAUUAACUCACCAGCCUACACCAGCGCCAUUGUGGUGUGUUUCUGAACUGUUAUUUACAAUAUAAGCUGGAUACUUUUUCAACUUUUCUCCCAUAUGAGAUUAUUCUCCUUCACCUGCAUAUAUACACUACAUAUUACUAUUUCAAACAUAAGUCAAAUAAAAUGACUGCACGUUUCAUAGUAAACUAAAUUUAAAUUUGUACUCAGACAGUCCCGCCUCUUAUAACGCAGUAUUUACACCCUCUUUGGCUGCUACAGUCUAUCAAUCUUUGUGAUAUGUACCGAGAUAGCAAGGCCUAUUAUCAUACGCUAAGUCUGUUGUCACCCAAAUGUUACUGAUCCGGUCUUAUCUAUUUCAUGACGUCAUAUAUUCCGCGUCCUCUGCCCUGUAAUCAAUUUCAUGACGUCAUAGUUGUAAUUAUUUUGUAUGAAAAUUGGUAUUCGCCUAGUGUAUAAGUAUUUGCCAAUAGUGAUAUUGAAUUUUAAUUGUAAAGAAUUAAAUAAAAUCUUCUCAAAUUUUAGUGAGACUUGGACUCGAUAGUUACGAAACACUGGCGGUCAAUUGGUAUUUUGCGGCAGAGCAGUAUGCCGGAAUCGCGCGCUCGGUCACACUUAGGGCGUUUGUAGGCAAAUAAUAACAUGCCGUAUUUCUUUCUAUUUUUGUAUAAAUUAUUGCCUAUUGCAAUGUAAUUAAGAAACUAAUUUAGGUAAUUAUUAUUGUAAAACUAUUUGCCCUCUUGUUAUUUCCUUGUGGUUGCUAACAGAUGUGAGUGGUGGUGACAUCCAAACUUUUUGCUAUUUGCUAGCUAUACACCAUGACUGGUGAGCCACUAACGAUAGACGAAGAGGUGAUAUUUAGCGAUCAUAAAUGACGAUGAAAUAAUAUUAAAAAUAUAUAUUAAUUGACUACUUAGUACACGUAACCUAUACUGAAGUAAUUAAAUAACGCUAUUUGCGAGGCGAUAAUACUACAUUCCUCUUGUAUUGUUAUAAUGAUAUGAAGAGAUUACUAUCUCUAGUUCAAUAUAUAUAUAUGUGAUUGUUAAUUUUGUGUAGAAUUAAUCUGCUUGCUUAAUACAGUUUUAUUUAAGGUUGAUUAUAAUUAAUAUUAUACUGUUCAUAUUGUAUUAUAAUUAUUGUAAUUGUUUAAUAAAUAUUUCAUACGA